Molecule: messenger RNA, 2113 nt
Organism: Nymphaea colorata (pocket water lily)
Lineage: Eukaryota; Viridiplantae; Streptophyta; Magnoliopsida; Nymphaeales; Nymphaeaceae
Exons: 1
Coding region: 580-1896 (438 amino acids)
Source: RefSeq, a predicted model, not a curated record
CUAAAAUUAACCACCCUCCCGUCUCUUCCCUUGGCCCGCCGGUAUUAAUUAUUCUCCUCCUCUCUUUGUCGACUUCACUCGUCCACGAAACAAACGCGUCUGUACAUAUUUCAUAUAGGUAGGAAGCAAAUAGAUAAAAAGAGGGCCGGAGGGGCUGUGGUUAACUCUCUCGCCUUGCCUCCUUCUCUCCUUCCUCCUCCUUCGGCUCCAGAACAUCUUUUCAGGAGAGGGAAGAAGAGGAGACGAAGAUUUUGAUGGGCGGUGUCUGAGCUGAAAGAGCAAGAAAGAGGGAGAGAGAGGCGAGUGCAUGGUUUUCACCAUGGAGGCGCUGCGGAUGAAGCAACUGAUGCUCCUCUACCUCCGAACAAUGUCGACCCGUGUGGCACUUGUGGGUGGGAAUCACACUGCCGCCCGCUUCUGCACUCGCUAAUCCGUCCUCUCCUCUUGUUUUCCUGGCCUUAUCCCCGCAACUUUUUCAGUGUUUCCCUCCGAUCUCCUUCUCCGAUCGUUUGACCGCGAGAUCCUCGAGAAGUGGGUUUUACGAGCUUCUGCUGCCGUCGCUCCCUUAGUCGAUCGGCCAUGGAUGGAAACAGUGCUGUCUUUCGGAAGACCACAGGUCGAGCGAACUCCUGCGAUAAUCAACUCGUCAUCAUCUUUCCUGAUUUCAGAGUUCUGAGGCUCUUUGCCAGAUCCCUCUUUUUGACUUUCGCUAUGCUCGCGCUGCCUUGGCUUGGCCAUUUCCAAUAUCUUCGCACUGUCCCCGCUAUCUUCCCCUCCGGACAGAACUCCGGCGUAGCCGCUGUCGCCACCGAAAAAGCCUCUCCGGAGCAGCUAAUUCCGGCCGUAUUUCAGGACCUCCUCGACCAGGGGCUAUUCAAGGUGGGCGAAAAGGCGGUCUUCAUCGGCGGGUCUUCGGAGGCAGCCGAGAUCCGCAUGUUCAUCGAUGGUGGCGCCGUUCCGCCCCUUGAAUUCGUCGACGUGAACGGAAAGGGCCGCGGCUUCAUCGUUGACGGUACCGUCGACUUCGCCUUCACCGCUAACGGCUUCAAUUCGGUGCUGCUGAUCGGACCCGUUCUCCGGGUGGGGGGUGUCGCUGCCCUCCGCUUCUCAUCUGCCACUGAUUCGGUCAGCGUGCCGCCAAACUUCAAGAUCGUGUACCUCCGCCACUUCCACGCCCCCACGUCCAACACGGUAAUCGCGAUUCGUAAAAUGAACGAAGGGGGCGACGGUGGCCGAGAAGCAGGGAUGGCCGAGUCCGGUAAUGGCCUAUGCCCCACGUCGGACGCGAAACGGAGGGCGAUCCGAGAUCUGGAAGACGUCCUUUUGGAGCCGCCCAGGGAAUCGUGGGUGGAUUCACGAGGCUAUCUGAAACGAGUGAAGUAUCUUCCCGAUCUUAUGGGGGAGGACCUCGCAUCCUUUGCUCGGCACGUGUACGUGGAGGUCAGCCGUCGCGCGGAUGGCGUCGGAGAGUGGUUCAUGGAGAACUAUCCAGCAAGAGGCCGGGAUUUCGACAUCUACGUGCUGGAGGGCGACUUCGAUGGGGGCAGGUACGAGCCGGCAGUGACAUGGGCUAGAAAAGGCGGAGCAACUGGGAUGGUGGCCACGAGUUUCUCGAAUUGGCUGAAGCGCAACAUCCGGGAAGAAGAGUAUGUUGUGGUGAAGAUGGAGGUGGGAAAGGGAGACCGCUGGGGUGGCGGUGGCGAGUUCGAGGUGGUGAGGGAGAUGGUGAGGAGCAAGGCAGUGUGCCUGAUAGACGAGCUCUUCCUGGUUUGCGACCACGAGGACGAGGGGAAUGGGAACCGGAGGGGGAGCAGAAGCAUGGCCUAUUGGGAGUGUCUGGCCCUCUAUGGGAUGCUUAGGGAGGAAGGAGUUGCUGUCCAUCAAUGGUGGGGUUGAUUGAUUUUACCCGACUGGUUGUCUUCUAAAUGAGAUGGGACGGAAGAGACGGCGCCACUUUCUUCAACAGAACCGCAACUAUGAAUAAUAUUAUUGCGUGGUGAUAAAAGAAUAAUAAUGUGACUACCACGCAAUCACUGCGACGUCCUGUUAUGAAUAGUGUCGUCUCUCUGUUCUGUCAAUAUAUAUAUAUAUAUAUGUGCGUAUCUUAGACGGA